AUGCUUGAACAAAGGCUACAAUCGUCUGGGGAGCUCAUUACUAAAGUCCGGGUAGAGUCUCUGAGUUGGCAUUGCCAAGGAACAGCUUGCAUCAUCUCAGCAUCACUGAACGGAACCGAGCCCAUCAGCAUCCUCGGGCUUAUCCUGGGCAUCGGCCUGGCCUUGCUGCUCCUGGGCAUCCUGGGCUACACCAUUCUUAAGUGGUACCUGAGAGGACCAGGCUGGCAUCGCCCUAAUUUUGUUUUCAACCUGUAUCACAUCCGCAGCCUGAAGUCUGUGGAAGUGGAGCUGGCCCCGCCGUUCACAGUCAGCGGCUCCAUGAGCAACAUGGGAAGUGGCUACAUGCGGUUCCAUGACAGGAACAUGUGAUGCUGCGAAGCCAGAGAUACUGAUGCUGCGAGGU
Mauremys reevesii (Reeves's turtle) is the source of this 403-nucleotide messenger RNA. RefSeq names its product small integral membrane protein 35 (gene SMIM35). The record is from RefSeq and is a predicted model, not a curated record. The transcript is spliced from 5 exons. NCBI's taxonomy places the organism in Eukaryota, Metazoa, Chordata, Testudines, Geoemydidae. The coding region runs from base 1 to 369 and encodes 122 amino acids.